Messenger RNA from [Torrubiella] hemipterigena, 5671 nucleotides. Lineage: Eukaryota; Fungi; Ascomycota; Sordariomycetes; Hypocreales; Clavicipitaceae. The record is from the annotation of a GenBank genome assembly.
AUGAACAACGCGUCAAUUGCAUGCCCUGCUUCUGCAGAUGCCGAUUUUGGCCCAAUCGUCAUUUCUGAAUGCCGUCAAGGGUUUGACUUUACGCUCUUCUUUGAACAAGUCUUCUUUGUUGUUGCUCCUCAGGCACUUCUAGUGCUCGUCACGCCGCUACGCAUUUCGCAACUUCUACGUGCUCCUGUACGCGUCAAAUCUUCUCAUCUUGGCCCUUUCAAACUGAUCGUUGCCGCGUCCCUGGCCAUCCUCCAGGUCGCUCUCAUCGCCCUCUGGGCAUCCCGUCGCAGCUUGUCUGCCCGGCUUAACCGUGUAUCCCUUGCCUCUGCCUGUGUAUCUGUCGUCUCAUCUCUCGCGUGCUGUGCCAUCUCGUACUUUGAACAUGUCAAAUCGCCUCGCCCAUCGUCUCUGCUGAAUGUCUUCUUGCUUGCGUCCUUGCUUCUGGACGGCGCUGUUGCGCGCACUCUUUGGCUGGCAUCCGUAGAUCUUGCCAUCAAAGCCAUCUUCAGCAUGGUAAUUGCAACCAAGGCAACGCUUCUCGUGCUUGAGGCACAAGAUAAGCGACGUCUUCUGAUCGAUUCGGCCGAGACAUUGCCUCCAGAAGAAACAACGGGUCUAUACGGCCGAGCUGUCUUCUCAUGGGUCCUCCCGUUGCUGCGGGCCGGCUUUGUGAAACUGCUGCGACCAGAGGACUUGUUUCCGCUAGGCGAGAAGAUGGGCGCGGCUUUUCUCAGUGAAAAAUUCCAAAAUAAUUGGAAAAAAUCUUCGCCCAGUUCUAAGCAUCGGCUUCUACGGUGCUGCGUCCUCACCUUGCGCCUCUCUCUCUUGACCGUCAUCUUGCCAAGACUAUGUCUGCUCGCAGUUACCAUAUGUCAGCCCCUAGUUCUUACGCGGUUUCUUAGCUUUCUCGAUGACCAGAGUCAGUCCAACAAUGUCGGCUACGGCCUGAUUGCAGCGUACGGGUUUGUCUAUCUUGGAAUCGCGCUGGCACAGGCUUUGUACUGGCACCAGAAUGCGCGGUUUGUUUCAAUGCUUCGAAGUUUUCUUGUUACGGCCAUUUUCGGCAAGUUAAUGGCACUUGACAUGUCUAUUGCGAGUGACGCUGCGGCAGUGACGCUCAUGUCAUCCGAUGUCGAAGUCAUUGUGCGAGCAGCCAAAGAGAUAAAUGAGCUCUGGGCCAAUAUUCUCCAAGUUUCAUUUGGGACCUGGCUCUUGGCUCGUGAGAUUGGCUAUGCUGCUGUCGGCCCCAUCGUUGUAUCUGGUGUCGCUCUUGCCAUGACUACGAAAAUCUCGCCUCUAGCGAUGAAAUCCAGAGUGGCAUGGUUAGAAAAGACUCAGAAGAGAAUCGGCAUCACAUCCUCCAUGAUCGGGCACAUUAAGAGCAUUAAGAUGGCUGGCCUAUCUACAGUGCUCUCCAAGACAAUCUUUUCUCUCAGACUUGAAGAAGUAGCCGCAUCGCGUCCGUUUCGCAUCAUUGGCAGCAUCACCUCAUCAAUGGCUCAAAUCCCUGUGUUUAUUUCCCCAGUCGUCGCCUUUUCUAUUUUCCAAGGCGUCUCUGCUCAAACAGGCCUCGAGUUGAAUCCUACAAGACUCUUCACUGCGCUAGCGCUGAUCACGCUGCAGACUCAGCCUUUGUUUUGGAUGUUUGAGCUUGUGCUGGAUUUGAGCGCUGCUCAUGGAGCGACAUCUCGGAUUGAAAAGUUCCUAUCACAGCCGGAGCGUAAGCUUCGGUCUCCAAGUUCUCAAAUAUCCCUCGACUCUGGUACUGCGAUCCAUCUCGAGAAUGCUUCUUUUGGGUGGAAGCAAGGAAUCGCAUCAGUGUCCAACAUUAGCGUCGACGUACAAAAAGGCCAACUUGCAAUGGUUGUAGGACCUGUCGCUUCAGGCAAAAGCACCCUACUUCACGGAAUUAUUCGAGAAACUCCGUACUUCCAUGGAGCUAUCCAGCUUACAGAGGGCAAGCUAUCAUGGUGCAGUCAAACAAUGUGGGCAAUGAAUCAAACCAUACAAGCAAACAUCUUGGGUCCCAACGACUUCAAUGAAUCACUCUAUACACAGGUUAUCAAAGCGUGUGAUCUGAAUCAAGAUUUUGACAACCUACCACUGAAAGAUAAAACAUUGGUCGGAUCAUCAGCCGCUGCACUCAGCGGCGGUCAGAAGCAGCGACUGUCUCUUGCGAGAGCUCUAUAUAGCCGGCCAGAGAUUGCAGUCUUUGACGAUGUAUUAAGCGGCCUCGAUAACACAACAGCUCAGAGUGUGUUUGAAAAAGUCUUCUCCUCUAACGGUCUUUUGCGUCAAUGGAACACAACGGCAGUGCUCGCCACUCAGUCUGUACACUUCUCAUCUCAUGCUGAUAUUAUAAUCUCAUUGAGCACCGACGGUAUACCUACGGAAAUUGGCACCUAUCCGAGUCUGAUUGAGUCGGGAGGCUACGUAGCAAGUUUGGCAGAACUGUCCACAACAAAUAUUGGCGGUGGAAUGCAAACCGUUAAUAUUGACAGGAAAACAGAACAAGAAGCGUCCCCGCCAGUAAAACCGACAGUUAGGACUUCUGACGAGGACAAACGGAGACAGCUCGGCGACAAGAGUGUGUACAAGUACUAUUUUGGAAGUGUUGGGGUACAGUUCAGCUUCAUUUUAUUAUUUCUUGAACUGGUUUGGACAUUUCUGCAAAGUUUCCCAGCUCUCUGGCUCAAAUUCUGGAGUGAUGCAAUCAACCGUGGUGAAGAAAAGACUGGGCUCUAUCUGGGAAUCUAUGCUGCCCUACAGAUAGUUGGUGUAUGUUGGUUCUCUCUUCUAAUAUGGUUUGUUCUUGUACGAAUUGCAGCAAAGUCGGGUAUUCAUCUACACCAGAAACUGUUGAGUGCCGUUCUACACGCACCUCUAUCUUUGUUUACAAACACUGACGUCGGUUCUAUAACCACUCGCUUUUCUCAGGACAUCGGCAUGAUUGAUAAUCAACUUCCUUUGGCACUUGUAGUCACCCUUGCUAGCCUCUUCACUGUCCUUGCCAAAGCUGGGCUUCUCGCUGCAUCCACCUACUACGUCGCUAUUAGCUUCCCACUGCUAGCUGCGGCGUACUAUUUCCUACAAAGAGGAUAUCUACGUACAUCUCGACAAUUGAGGAUGCUGGAUCUAGAAUUGAAAGCGCCGAUUUAUACUCAGUUCUUGGAAUCACUUUCUGGCCUCUCGACAAUCCGAGCCUUUGGUUGGACCGAAACCACCAUUGAACAAAACCAUCAUCUGGUAGAUGCGUCUCAGCAACCGUUUUACCUACUUAUUAUAGUACAAAAAUGGCUAGUUCUCGUACUCGACCUUAUGACCGCCGCUCUGGCAUUGCUUGUCGUUGGAUUUGCUGUCCACCUUCGCAGCUCCGUGUCGAUUGCACUCACUGGUGUCUCCUUGGUACAAUUGAUUUCUAUGAGCGAGACCUUGAACCUGCUAAUGCAGUUCUGGACGUCUAUAGAAACAUCCAUUUCUGCAGUUGCUCGGAUCAAACAAUUUGCCGAGUCUACAGGUGAUGAGAACCUGCCGUGCGAGAACGGUUCAGUUCCCACAGCCUGGCCGAGUCGUGGUCAUGUGAACAUAUCGGGGCUUUCAGCGUCGUACGACGCAUCUGGAGACACCAAGGCUCUUGAUGGCAUUGAUUUGGAUAUCAAACCGGGAGAGAAAAUUGCCAUCUGUGGGCGAACGGGCAGUGGAAAAUCGAGCUUAAUACUAUCCAUACUCCGAAUGAUGGAUUACAUCAAAGGAAGUAUUAGCAUUGACGACGUCUCUGUCGACAAAAUACCUCGAGACAAGAUCCGCGACAAGAUAAUCACCGUUAGUCAAGAACAAUUUGUUCUCCCCGGAAGCAUUCGAUACAAUAUUGAUCCGACAAAUCAAUAUCCCACCCAAACCAUAAUUAAUGCACUAACUUCGACGGGACUCUGGGAGACUGUCGAGAAUAAUGGAGGCUUAGAUGCUGAGCUAAAAGAGCAUGUGUUCAGUCAUGGCCAACGACACCUCUUUUUCCUUGCGCGUGCUAUUGUGAAGAAAGAUAUUGGAAAACUUCUUUUACUUGAUGAAGUGACUAGCAGUAUCGAUGCGGCCACCGAGGAGAAAGUCCGAAAAGUAAUCGACGACGAGUUUUAUAGUCACACGGUGAUUUCGAUAGCUCACCGUCUGGAAACUAUAAUCGAAUUUAAUAAGGUUGCAGUCCUCGAAAACGGAAAGCUUCUCGAAUUUGGAGAACCAAGGGAGCUACUUAGAUCACAGAGCAGGUUUCGAAGUCUUUGGGAUUCCGGAAGUGGUGCUCCCAGCGUCUGAUGUUAAGUGCACAAUAGUUGGAUAAAUAAAUACAUAUUCUAUGGUGCUAAAUACAUCUAACGCGUAAGUUCGUCUAGUAUUGGCCGUUCCACGGUAAUAAAACGACCGCGCCCGGCUCUCAUUGAAAUAAUGCGCUUCUCGACGGCAAGCGCCGUUUCACAUGCACUUUGGUACAUGUCAUGCUUUGAGGGCAUAUCGUUCUUCUCGAUAUCCCACCCGACAUUUAAUCUUAGGGUCGUGAUUUUGCCCCAGUCUCCAGCCCAGUCAACGUGAUCAUGGCUGUCAGUAUCUUCCAGAGUAAGAGCUUUGAACCAGGAGAUACACCCGGUGAGAUCAAGGAAUUCGAGGGAGUAGAGGCUCUUGCUCAGAAGCCUUAGCACUAAAAGGGCUUCACUCCAGUCCUGAUCGAUCGUAUGCGAGUAAUAGUUGGUUCCGCUGUAGGAUAUAUCCCGUUGAUGCGGCGACGACAUGGAUGCAAACUGCGAUUUGCGCGUCAGACACGGGACUGGCCAAAACGCCAAACUAAGAUGCGUCACAGUCGUUAGUUUAGAAGCAAGAGAUAACAAGUGUUUCCAUGAAGCAUUAUCUGCCUUCUUGGGGUCUACGGCGAGAGAUAGAUGAGACAAGUUGGGCAGCAGGGUCGAGGGUAUCGAGCUCUGCAAGUCUUCAGCAUCCCAUGAGUCUUGAAGCUCGUCAGACGGAGUAGUCUGUGUCGGGAAUAGCAAGUCAGAGAGCUCCUUUAGACUUAUAGUCUUUCCAACAGCGCCUGAUAUAUCCAAUGUCGUUAAGUCUUCCAGGCUGCUCACGCUCACAUCUGGGACAUCAUCAUUGCCAUCGGGCUGAGGGAGCAGCAUAGCCUUGAGAUCCUUUAUGGAUAGACCCGGCGUGCCCAGUAUAGCAACAUGACGCAUCAAAAUGGGCUUGAUAUGAGUUGGAAUAUAAUACAUAUACGGACCAUCAUAUUCGCGAUGAAGCUGCCAUUCGAGAGCCAUGCGCCGCGCAACAAGGUCCAACAAGCUGCCAGGCUCAGGCAAAUAGGCUCCAGGAAAGGCAACCCUUGCGAGAGAAUGGGUACUCAGCGACUCAAGCGCUCGCUGGGCAGUCUGGGGGUCUCUCGGGGACCGGGACCAGCUUCCUGGAGGCGGGGGCCCUGCUGGAAGACGUCUUCCAUAGUUGUCAAACCUGCGUCGAACUGGGCGGCGUGGCAGAGGUGCGGGUGUCUCCGGGAUCUGGAGAAUCUGCCGGAUGGCUGGGGGCACGCUGGGAGUAGCGGUGGCGAGAAUAGACGGUUGGUUGGACGACAAGGAGGCCGCUGUCGUACGAAGGUUGGCGAGCAGCUCGUUCACGGAUUUCGUUGGCUUUG